Laetiporus sulphureus 93-53 is the source of this 754-nucleotide messenger RNA. RefSeq lists its product as uncharacterized. The transcript has 4 exons. The coding region runs from base 180 to 635 and encodes 151 amino acids. NCBI's taxonomy places the organism in Eukaryota, Fungi, Basidiomycota, Agaricomycetes, Polyporales, Laetiporaceae. The record is from RefSeq and is a predicted model, not a curated record.
UUGCACACUGGAUGGACAAUGCCUCUGGAGUCCUCUUUGACGAUCGAUUGUACCCUCACCCGUCCAAUGCGCCCGAACACUGCGGCUCAGCCAGCAGGUGGAAGUGAUCGACCCGCUACAGGCUGACGUUGUCCAACCUUCGACUUGGAGGAUGCGGGCGGCACUCUUACACGAUCCGAAUGGGGCUAUGCGUUAUUCCCUCAACCGCAAGCCGAUUUCAAAACGAUCACGGCGCAUUGGCUCCCAAAGCACGUAUCCAUGCCAACUCAAACUCCCGGGCCGUGGCUCACUGCUCAGCUGGCAUCUCCUGCAGUCGAGGCCCACUCGGCGUUCUCGUGUAUCGCGUCGUGAUGGGAGGUAUGGGAGAUACGUACGUUCUAGGCCAUUGGCGAUUGGAUUCGUCGAGAGUGUACGUACAUGAUCCCGUUCUUCCAGCGGGCUUGUCGUGGUUAGUGCGGGUUGCGAGGAUGUCUAUUUUUUUUGCACUGCGGUGGAUACUUGGGAUGCCGGGGGUCGCUCACGUAUGCUAUGAAAUAGAAUCACAUUCUUUGGUCAGAAGUCGACGGGUGUGCUGCGGACCGGGCGAUGUGGUGUGUACGCUUGGUUCAGUGAGACAGGAUCAUAGCUGCGGCUAGACACCUGCCUCCUCCAUCGGUCCUGAUGAGUUGCUUGGUGUCGGGCCCAUAUGGGAGAGAAGACAUUCGUAAGUGUGGGCUGUACAGGGCUUGACUGGAUUCCGAAGUGCUCGUGGCAC